This is a messenger RNA of Thermochaetoides thermophila DSM 1495, 2559 nucleotides long. RefSeq lists its product as uncharacterized. The record is from RefSeq and is a predicted model, not a curated record. Gene Ontology annotation, cellular component: nucleus. Lineage: Eukaryota; Fungi; Ascomycota; Sordariomycetes; Sordariales; Chaetomiaceae. Gene Ontology annotation, molecular function: ATP binding; nucleic acid binding. The transcript has a single exon. The coding region runs from base 1 to 2559 and encodes 852 amino acids.
AUGUACGCCCGCUAUAUACCACCUCCGAAAGACACACAGCAGUCUGCUCCUGUUCGGGCCGUGCUAGCAACUGCUCCUCCUGCUACUCCGGCCUUCUCGACGUCCACACCGUAUGCUCGAUACAUCCCCGGUCAAGCGACAGCGCAACCCCUGCAGCCAGCGGCAUCACAACGAGUUGUUUUCAGUGAUGAUGAUUUUUCCGCAAAUGAUCAAAGUAAAGAUGGCCGCUCAACAAACGCAGAGACGAAGGGUACGACAGAGUCCAGAAAAGCAAAGUUUAAAUCAAACAAGCCCGAAGACGAGGCACAAGAACAAAGUGCUGCUAACAACGCCCAAGCCUCCAAGGCACGAAAGCGGAAACGGGACGAGGAAGAACCAACGAAACCAUCUGAACAUGAUGUUAUACAGGGAAACGGAACAGAACAGACAGAGCAGCCCGACGCGGAUCCAGAGCUGGAACUGAACAGUGCAGCCGACAGGGAGCCUGCGCCUGGAGCCUCGAACGAUGCCAUACAAACAACAAAAAAGCCACCUAAACGCGAAAAGAAGAAGAACAAGCAAUUGGGUGAUCAGGAUAUUGAGAUGGCCGAUGCCGAGGCGGCUCUGCUCCAUAAGGGCCAUACAUCAGUGCUUGAAAGGUUCCAGAGAUCUCUCCAGAUACAACAGCAUCUGCCUAAAGAGGAGCUCAAGAGCACGGAGCCUGAGAAGCAGAUAGAGGAAGAGCCUGCUGAGGAGCAUGGGCUUGAACCAAUCCCGCAGCCAGAGCCAGUCGUCUUUGAUGAGUCCAAGUUGACUUACGAGACUCUGCCUCAAUGGCUUGCCUCGCCUAUCCGGGUCAACCCCGAGAUGAAACAGCCAUGGAAUGAGCUAGGCAUUUCUCCUGAAUCAGCAAGGGUACUUGAGUCUAAAGGUUUCAAGGAUGCGUUUGCAGUGCAAACCGCCGUGCUUCCUCUCUUGUUGCCCUCUGCCGACCGCCAAGGCGACGUAGUUGUCGCUGCCCCAACUGGUUCGGGAAAGACUCUGUCCUAUGUGCUUCCCAUGGUACAUGAUCUUAGUCGAGGUCGCAUCACCAGGCUAAGGGCCCUUAUUGUGCUGCCCACAAGAGACCUUGUUCAUCAGGUCCAACUCGCCUGCGAGACAUGUGCCGCCGCGUUUGCUGUGAAUGGCGGCAAGCGCGUCAAAAUUGCGACUGCCAUGGGUAACAGACCAUUCAAAGAUGAACAGACCGUGAUUAUGGGGGAAGAGCAAAAGUACGAUCCUGAGGGGUUCGAGAAAUACCUGAGGAAGCAAGAUAGCUUCGUUGAUCUGGAAGAAUCGGACGAAGAGGAUGACGAGCUACAUAUUGGGCGGACUCUGCCCCUUCCCUAUCAUGUCAUCUCCCAUGUAUCCAAGGUCGACAUUCUUAUUUGCACCCCCGGUCGACUUGUGGAACACAUCACAAAGACGCCUGGUUUCACGCUUGACUAUGUUCGCUGGCUGAUCGUCGAUGAAGCUGACAAGUUGUUGGCUCAAGACUUUCAGCAGUGGCUGGCAACGGUUACAGAAAAGCUGAGCACUGCGAAGCCGGGUGCUCGCGACUUUCCAACAUCAAACAAAUCCGGUGUACGAAAAGUUAUCCUUAGCGCCACGAUGACCCGUGAUUUAAGCCUGUUGAACGGUUUGAAGUUAUCGAGACCUCAGCUUGUUCUUGUCGAGGGCACGAGGGCUGGUGAGCAGGUCUUGCCGUCUACCCUCAGCGAGUUUGCCAUCAAGGUGCGUGAGGCCAGUUUGAAGCCAUUAUACUUGGUGGAUCUGCUCCGGAGCAAGCACAUGGUCGCUGUCAACAAAGAUGGCACCGCCAAGACAAAAUCAGUUCCCUCCGAUGCCAGCGACUCGGAGUCUUCAUCCUCUUCCGAGUCAUCCAGCUCCGAAUCCGAAUCUGAUUCAGUAUCCGAUUCCGACUCUGACUCAUCAUCUGCUUCAUCGGAUCGGGAAGAAACCUUUCAACAGGAGCGAGCCACCACUCGGUUCCCGACAGCGGCCAAGUUCCCCACUACGGUCCUCAUCUUCACCAAGAGCAACGAAGCAGCCCUGCGUCUCUCCCGCUUACUCACCCUCCUGGUUCCCGACCUGGCCCCUCUUAUCGGCGUUCUCACAUCAUCAACGAAGACUGCCCGGCGCACACGUACUCUGCGUGCUUUUACACAGGGCAAGCUGCGCAUCCUCGUCGCAUCGGACCUCGUCUCGCGUGGUAUCGACCUGCUCAACCUGGAGCACGUGGUCAACUACGACGUGCCGAUCAGCGAAACGUCAUACGUGCACCGUGUCGGACGCACGGCGCGUGCAGGACGGAAGGGCUGCGCUUGGACGUUGGUUGAGUUCUCGGAGGGCAGACGGUUCUGGAGGGAGUUUGCUGGUGAGGGCAAGGGAGCUGUCACGAGUAUUGUUCGGCAUGGAAAGGUGCAGAGAGCGAAGAUCGGGGAGGACGUGGAGGAUGGUGGAUUCUCGGAGAAGAGGGUGAAGGAGUAUGAGGAGGCUUUGAAGACACUGGCGAAGGAGGCGGGAGAGGGCAGGAAGUAG